Molecule: messenger RNA, 2188 nt
Organism: Chlorocebus sabaeus (green monkey)
Lineage: Eukaryota; Metazoa; Chordata; Mammalia; Primates; Cercopithecidae
Gene: SAG
Product: S-antigen visual arrestin
Biological process (GO): G protein-coupled receptor internalization; signal transduction
Cellular component (GO): photoreceptor inner segment; photoreceptor outer segment
Molecular function (GO): G protein-coupled receptor binding
Source: RefSeq, a predicted model, not a curated record
CCAGCCUGGGAGACAGAGCAAGACUCCAUCUCAAAACAAAAAACAAAACAACACAAAAAAAGAAAAGAAAUAGAUGUAGUCAGGCCAGUCCUGGGAAGCAAAGGCCGUGCUGGGGAUGGGAGGAGGCAGACAGGUUCCAGAGACAGUGAAGGGAUCAACAGGACUCCUGAAGCCAUCAGUCAGUAGGAGCGGGUGGAGGAGAGGGACAGAUCCAGCUUGGUUUGCAUGAACACCAGGUUCAUCUGGAGGCUGACAUUUCUCCUUGACCUUUUUGUUUAGUCCCCACCCCCAAGGUCGCAUUAGCUACCUGCUGAGUUUAAUCAAAUCUCUUCCCGUCCUGGCAAUGCCCGGGAAUGAAGGGAUAAUCAGUCUAUUUCCAGAAUCCAAAGAGGUUUAGAAGAAAAAGUAGCUUUCAUUUAGCUGUUGGCCCUCCCACCAACGUUCCCCAAGUGAGCUGGGUGACUCAUACAUCUGAGACCCUCCGUAUGGAGACCGGGGCGGGGGUGUUGCUUAAUGCUUAGAACUGCUGAAACUACCAGUUCACUGUCUCAGCACUAAUCCAACUCUGCUCCUUAAGUGGGAUUUGGCUUUUAGACAUUGAGACCUGGACGCUGGGCAUCCUCGCUAGAUCCCCUACAAAUUCCCCACAUACACAGGCCAGGGGCCUCAGCGGUGCCUCUGCAGGCUCAGCUGGUGAGACGGCACCAGCUUGCUCAGAACAGGGGCUGGCUGUUCAUCGUCUCAGAGCAUAGAGACCCUCUCCUUGCCACCCGGCCCUUCCCACCUGGUUGGUGAGAAAUCACAAGGUGGUAGAAGUUGCCAGGGACAGGUAACAUGGCAGCCAGCGGGAAGACCAGCAAGUCCGAACCGAACCAUGUUAUCUUCAAGAAGAUCUCCCGGGACAAAUCGGUGACCAUCUACCUGGGGAAGAGAGACUACAUAGACCAUGUCAGCCAAGUCCAGCCUGUGGAUGGUGUCGUGUUGGUUGAUCCUGAUCUCGUGAAGGGAAAGAAAGUAUAUGUCACUCUGACCUGCGCCUUCCGCUAUGGCCAAGAGGACAUUGACGUGAUCGGCCUGGCCUUCCGCAGGGACCUGUACUUCUCCCGGGUCCAGGUGUACCCUCCUGUGGGGGCUGCGAGCACCCCCACAAAGCUGCAAGAGAGCCUGCUCAAAAAGCUGGGGAGCAACACAUACCCCUUUCUGCUGACGUUUCCUGACUACUUGCCCUGUUCAGUGAUGUUGCAGCCAGCUCCGCAAGAUACAGGAAAGUCCUGUGGGGUUGACUUUGAGGUCAAAGCAUUCGCCACAGACAGCGCCGAUGACGAAGAGGACAAAAUCCCCAAGAAGAGCUCCGUGCGGUUACUGAUCCGGAAAGUACAGCAUGCCCCACUUGAGAUGGGUCCCCAGCCCCGAGCUGAGGCGUCCUGGCAGUUCUUCAUGUCUGACAAGCCCCUGCACCUUGCGGUCUCUCUCAGCAAAGAGAUCUAUUUCCAUGGGGAACCCAUCCCUGUGACCGUGACUGUCACCAAUAACACAGAGAAGACCGUGAAGAAGAUUAAAGCAUUCGUGGAACAGGUGGCCAAUGUGGUUCUCUACUCGAGUGAUUAUUACGUCAAGCCUGUGGCUAUGGAGGAAGCGCAAGAAAAAGUGCCACCAAACAGCACUUUGACCAAGACGCUGACGCUGCUGCCCUUGCUGGCUAACAAUCGAGAAAGGAGAGGCAUUGCCCUGGACGGGAAAAUCAAGCAUGAGGACACGAACCUUGCCUCCAGCACCAUCAUUAAAGAGGGCAUAGAUCGGACCGUCCUGGGGAUCCUGGUGUCUUACCAGAUCAAGGUGAAGCUCACAGUGUCAGGCUUUCUGGGAGAGCUCACCUCCAGUGAAGUCGCCACUGAGGUCCCAUUCCGCCUCAUGCACCCUCAGCCUGAGGACCCAGCUAAGGAAAGUUAUCAGGAUGCAAAUUUAGUUUUUGAGGAGUUUGCUCGACAGAAUCUGAAAGAUGCAGGAGAAGCUGAGGAGGGGAAGAGAGACAAGAAUGACGUUGAUGAGUGAAGAUGUCAGCUCAGGAUGCCAGAAAAUGACCUGUAGUUACCAGUGUAAAGCCCCACAGUUUAGCCCUUUGGAGUUAUGCUAUGUAUGAAAGGAUGAGUCUUCUUCUGAGAAAUAAAGCUUGUUUGUUCUCCUCUGA